GCGUUUCCGUGUGUAAUUUUUACUUUGCCUCGCUUCUUAAUGUAAAGCAGGCUGCGAAAGUUUUGUUAUAAUAAGUAGUUUGACGCCGGCGCGUCGGUGCACUCGGUGCGGCGCGUCUUUCGAAUGCCAUUCGUCGCCUGCGGUUUGCGCGCAUUCAAGUUCCAUUCGCGAGAGAGUUUUGAAAAUAUUCGAAUACAAAAGGGGGAAAACAAAGCUGCUCGAGGAUGUUGAAUUUGAUAUUGAUUGUUUGGUUACCCUUUUGCGACCUCGACGCUAAUGGGAUGCCAAGGAAAAAUUUGGAGGUAUGCAAGUCUAUGGUUUGUUUUGUAUAAAGAUAUCCGAACGCGCGCGUUCACUAAGGAAUUUCAAUGACCGCAGGUGUUCGCAACGUGCUGCUUUAUGAAAUUCGUAACAAAUUCGUUGCUCCGUUACUUGUACACGUCGACCGACAGCACUCGCAGCGUGCAAGUCAGAGUUCGCGGACGCACUAUAACGAGUGCACGCCGCUCGGACAUUCUCUUGAAAUGCGUGCUCGUUAAGCGGAGCCGUUGGCUGCAUCUGACAUUGAUAAUGAAACAGAGCCGUUCGACCCUCGUCGAAGUUGCCUUCUCUCACCGACUACUCGGCGAGUCGACGCUCAUCGACACGGCCGUUUCGAGAAUGUUUUGCCUGUACUACAUCUACUCCAGAGUGGUCGCCGGCAGCUUUUAAUCGCUGUUCGAGAUGAAGCGUCGGAAACCGCUCUGGCGGGCGGAUUCGGCGAGGCGAGUCCGUCGCUGCGCUCGCGCGCUCGCUCGAAUACCAAUCGUUAUCGGCACUCGUAAUAGUACCCGCGGCUAUUGCGUUCGCUUAUCGUGGCUGCCGCUCGUCCCGCUAGAUCGAACGCGGCAGUCCGUAGUGUUUGCCGCGACAGCAAGCUUGUCGCAGAAUGACGUACUACCAGGGCUACGGCACGACGUAUCAGAAUCAGGCCUGGCCUCACGGCUGCCAGUGCCAGCACGAGCGCUGUCGCGUACCGGGCUGCCAGUAUCAGGUCCGGGCGAGCCAGCCGACGGCGUGCGCGCCGCUGCUGGCCCGACAGCAGCCCCACUUGGUCGUUCUCCGGCCGCACGACGACUGGCCGGAGGAGUCCGAUUGCUGCGGCGAUGCGUUCUGCAGGUGCGUCGACUGGUUGCUCACGGUGAUCGUGCUAGGAGUGAGAGGAGUGAAAAAAUUGCUCCUCGGUGACGCCGCCUCGAAGCAAUCACGUAUGCGCGAUCGUCAGAGACUUUACGAGGAGCUGUAGGAUUACUUUAUUUUGCCAUCUCGAAAUUAUGGAUUUCAACAGCACUGACUGGAACAAGUGCCGACGAUAUGAGAAUGUUUACAGCUGCUCCGUGGAAUUCGCUCUGAAAGCAGCGUUAUCGAAGUCCAUUGCGCACGUAAACACGCUGAUAGAUAACUUUGUGUGAUAAUAUUUUGUACCAGUAUUUUAUUGUAUUUACCUUGACUAUUGCAAUUAUUACAUUAAUUCUGUCUCACGUGUGAAUUAUAUUGUGUCCGAUGAACGUAUCUUAUUCGUCUUCACCUCUAUUGAAUAUACUUCUCAGGUAUACUUGUCGAUUUUCCUUAUAAACAAACGUUAUAAGUCAAAUUGUAUAACAUGAGUUAAUAAAUUUUUAAAUAUUGUUGAUAAGAUACUGUUGGAUCGAUGUUGCGAUAGCUC
Messenger RNA from Phymastichus coffea, 1705 nucleotides. RefSeq lists its product as uncharacterized. The transcript has 2 exons. NCBI's taxonomy places the organism in Eukaryota, Metazoa, Arthropoda, Insecta, Hymenoptera, Eulophidae. The record is from RefSeq and is a predicted model, not a curated record. The coding region runs from base 929 to 1285 and encodes 118 amino acids.